CUUCUGGCCUCGCCCUUCUCACCGCCCUGUCGCGCGCAGGGUUCCGAGCCCGGGAGGACCCGACCGCCCGCCGCCCGCGCUGGCCCGCUGCCCGGGGCUGCCCUAGGACCCGGCCUGACCUCUGGGCCCGUCCGCCCGGGAGCCGUGUCCCGGCCUCAGGCGAGGCGUGAAACUGGAACCCUCAGGGAACAUGAGUGAAUUUUGGCACAAACUGGGCUGCUGUGUGGUCGAGAAGCCCCAGCCGAAGAAGAAGAGGAGACGGAUCGACCGAACCAUGAUUGGGGAACCCAUGAAUUUCGUGCACCUGACGCACAUCGGCUCUGGGGAGAUGGGGGCCGGAGACGGACUUGCCAUGACGGGCGCGGUCCAGGAGCAGAUGAGGUCCAAGGGGAGCCGGGACAGGCCGUGGAGCAGCUCUCGGGGCUUGUAGUCCGACAGGAUGGAGGGCUCUGCUGUCUGGAGCCGCCGCUCUGUCCAGCCCGGAAGAGAUGCUGCCCCUGCCCACCCCAGAACCGGACCCAGGCCCUCAGCCUCCCUGCCUGACGCUGAUAGUGCCCCAGAAGGUUUGGGGGCUGGACUCCCUCACUCCCUCUGGCGAGCCCCUCCUGGAGACGGGUCAAGGCAGCAGGACUGACCGCGUGACUACUGGUGGCCAGGGGAGCUCGGAAAGCCCUGGACACGCUCGGAUCUGAGAUAGGAGUUUUCUGGGGAGCCGGAAAGUCCCCGCUCCUGAAUGACGGUCUCGGUGCCAUCUGUGUUUAGACGCUCGCCCGAAGCGGGGCAGCGGGGGGGCCCAGGCGCCUCUCGCUUUGUGGCGACGCCCCCCCGCUCCCCCCGCCCCCCAGGAGUGAACAGAGGCGAGCACGGCCCGGCUGGUCCUCUUCGGAGCUCGGGCCUUGCAGCCGAGCCCCCCGUGCCUGCCAGGACCAGCUCCGCCAGCUGGGCCUCCGAUCCAGUGUUCCUGUAGCGUCGUAGGCCGCAGCAUCCGUCCCUUUUUUAACUUAAUUAAACAUGUCGUUUAAGACGCGCUCUCGUAAUUACCCGGCCUGCCACUACCUCUUCCCUCAGCACCAGCCUGUUGGAGCCGCAUUUUUGCCCCUCAGUAGGGGCUGAGUGGUGGGUUGUAACCUGAUGACAUUCCACUGCACCCGCCACUGGCCCCUGCUGGCCCCUGCUGGCCCCGGGAGAGGAACAGACUCUGGGGCAACCCCGCGAAGCUGGGGCAGCCAGUGAGAGCAGCUGCCCGCGCCUUUAGGGCCCCGGGGCCCCGGCCAGCAGGGCGCUCGUGCUUGGGGCAACCUCUGGCGGGUGCUUCGCAGUGGACGCCGGCAGUGCCUUUUAGGGUGCUUGGUAGCUCCCCGGUUCUGACAACCAAGCAGGGUCCCCGUCACUGUCAGACGUCACCCGCCCUCGAGUGCGCCUGCCCUAGGCCUCUCCUGGUUUCCGGCUGUUCGCAGCGAGCUGUUCCUCACGGGACGGGGCUCCUCACCCUGCGGCGCCCGCCUGGGCUGUCUGCGGAGACAGGUGCUUCCCCUCCGGGGAGGGGUCUCUGCCACGUGGAGGUGGGGUGGGGGGAGAAGAGCAUGAGAGCUGGGGACACCCCAGCUCCGCGGAUUUCAAACUCGGUGCCCUGUCCCGCAGCCAGACACGGGCAGGCUGUGAACACCGGCCUUCCCGCCCCGCGGACCCGCUCUCUGGGGCAGGCGGCGCUGGUUUCUCUCAGGUGUUUCUCGCCCCGGCCCUCGCAGGGGACCGGGCGGCAGAGCGGUGCUGGAGCGCUGGCCUGCCCCGCGGGUCUCCUUGCUCUGGGACAGGCCCCUCCGGGGUGCAGGGAGUGGGGGCCGGCAGUGGGACUCCCCGCCCGCCCUGGGGACCCAGGGCCCGGCGCGGCUGCCUCGGCCGGGCCCAGCCAGCCCCGCAGGCUGCUCGGGGCCCCCGGGCCUCCCCCACUCCCGCGCCGCCCUCCAGCGCCGUCCUCGCUGCAACACAAGUGGGGUAGGCUUGAGUCAUAAUUUAUAUUCAAACUUUGUUGAACUUUUAAAUACGUUUUUCAAAUAAAAAUUGAA
Messenger RNA from Condylura cristata (star-nosed mole), 2066 nucleotides. It is a transcript of the gene CDC42SE1, whose product is annotated as CDC42 small effector 1. Lineage: Eukaryota; Metazoa; Chordata; Mammalia; Eulipotyphla; Talpidae. The record is from RefSeq and is a predicted model, not a curated record. The transcript is spliced from 4 exons. Gene Ontology annotation, molecular function: small GTPase binding. Gene Ontology annotation, cellular component: plasma membrane. The coding region runs from base 191 to 430 and encodes 79 amino acids. Gene Ontology annotation, biological process: regulation of Rho protein signal transduction.